Molecule: messenger RNA, 5576 nt
Organism: Chiloscyllium plagiosum (whitespotted bambooshark)
Lineage: Eukaryota; Metazoa; Chordata; Chondrichthyes; Orectolobiformes; Hemiscylliidae
Gene: arhgap31
Product: Rho GTPase activating protein 31
Biological process (GO): small GTPase-mediated signal transduction
Cellular component (GO): lamellipodium
Molecular function (GO): GTPase activator activity
Source: RefSeq, a predicted model, not a curated record
CCUUAGUGCCUCACUUCCUUGGUUUCUUACAGCAUUUCCUGAGCACAAAUUGAUAAACCAUUGACAUGUUUUGGAAGAGGAAAAAAGGCACAGGAAGCUGAUGUUUAAACUCUCGGUCUUACGGGGCCUAGAAGGAGAAAAGCUCCAAAUUAGAAGCUGUAUGAACUUCAGCAUUUUAUGCCAAGCUGUUAAAUUGUGUCUUGUGAAAGGACAAACAAGGGAUCCUACUAUUUCUUUCCGUGCACAAUGUGGACUCUGCAAAAGUCAUUGCUAUUGCUACGAACUGACUAAACGUCGUGUCAGGAUGUGAGUCUGCACUGCCUGUUGGCUGAGGCAGAUUCACUGGGAUUUUAUUUUCUUUUUCUGAAACUGGUGGUUGUUUACAGACAGCUCUUGUGGUAAAGCAAUUUAAGGCACAGAUUACUGAAGUUAUCUUGUUCACCCAUGAAGAACAAGGGAGCAAAACAGAAAGGAAAACGGAAGGGUGCGAAGGACACUGCGUUUGGUUGUGACCUAGGUGACUACUUACAGAACUCCGGACAGGAUGUUCCUCAAGUCCUCAAAAGCUGUGCAGAAUUCAUUGAAAAACAUGGCAUUGUAGAUGGGGUCUACAGGCUGUCAGGAAUUACAUCCAACAUUCAGAGGCUGAGGCAGGAGUUCGGAACAGAGCAACGUCCUGACCUGACUAAGGAAGUAUAUCUACAAGACAUCCACUGUGUGGGCUCCCUCUGCAAACUGUACUUCCGUGAGCUGCCUAACCCCCUUCUCACGUAUGAGCUCUACAAAAAAUUCACAGAGGCAGUCUCUGCUCGGUCAGAGGAGGAGCAGCUGAUCAGAAUACAAAAUGUCAUCAAAGAGCUACCUCCUGCACAUUACAGAACUCUGGAAUACCUGAUCAAACAUUUGACACAUAUUGCUUCCUUCAGCACGAUGACAAACAUGCACUCCAGGAAUCUGGCCCUUGUCUGGGCUCCCAAUUUAUUAAGAUCAAAAGAAAUAGAAGGGUCUGGAUAUAACAACGAUGCUGCAUUUCUGGAGGUUCGAGUCCAAUCUAUUGUUAUUGAAUUCAUCCUGAAUCAUGUCAAUCAACUCUUCAUUAGCAACACAGUCCAACCUGGGCAGGAAACUGAAGCACACAAUCCUGUUGUGAAAUGCAAAUCACUCCCUAUUGUUCCACCCUCGAUGAAGCUUUUAAGCUUAGAGGAAGCCCAGGCCAGGACUCUGAGACCCGACCAUCCUGCUCGUCUUGAUAAAUCGCACUGUGCUCCAAUGGACACUGGUCCUGCUGCUGGGACUAUUUAUCACACUGUCAUUGAUCUGCCAGAUCCCAGGAGAAAACUUCCUGCAAAGACAAAGAAAUGGAAAUCCAUAUUUAACCUGGGACGAUCAGGAAAUGAUUCAAAGGGUAAACUAAGCAGAAAUGGCAGUGUGUUUGUGAGAGGACGUCAAUUUGCAGAGAAAGGCAACAUUCGGCCUGCUAAAAGCAUGGAAUCCCUUUGCUCUUUGCCAACAGAGGAUGACGAAAAAGGGGGUCGAUUUAAACAUGCUGCAACUCUGGGAGGAAAUCUCUCACCAUCACUGAAAUCUCGCACACUCGGCUCAGGAAGUUCUUACAGUCUAGGCAGGAGGCACAGUGAUUGGGAUCAGGACGAGCUCAUUGGUGCUAUUGGAGGCUGUGCCAAAGACUUUAGUGAAGAAACGCCUGCCAAGGGGUCGGCACCUUUCAGGGCACAACCAGAGCAGCUGAAGGUUUUUCGUGGAGACGCUUUCAAUAAAUCAGAACCCACGUCACCAAAGACUAGACGGCUGUUUUAUUCAAACAAUUCCAAUGAUUCUCCAGCAAAAUCUAAUUUCCCAGGUGACUUAUUUCCUCUUGAAGCAUCGCCACAACAUCAUAGAAAGCCAAUGGCAUUGAAUAUAUCUGAGCCUUUUUCUGUAUCUGUGCCAUUACACAUCUCAGGAAUUAUCAGUCCCACCACCGCACCCUCUAGACAAGCACAAAAUCUAAAAGACUUAGCUCUGCAAGAAUCAACAAAUGGAACAUCCCAAGGUGACAUCAGUAUUCUACCAGUCACCGAAAAUGGAGAAGGAGGUCCUCACAGUGAGCAGUCCAAUUCAGAAAGCCAAAGGUCGAAUGAUGACCAGGAAAUUGAGAAGCCCCAGUUGCAGCCUGAACCACUCACUGAGGAUUACUCAGAUUCACCGUCGCAAGAUCAGCCACAAACUUUUCCAACUCCGACAGGUCAACGCUCUGAUCCAUUAGAGCUCAAACCCUCAACAUCAGUGACCAGCUCACCUGUUCCUCCUGACCUUGGUGAGAAAACAAAACUGGAUGAAACAUAUCCUUCAGCUGCAUUCCCCACAAGGCAACCAAGUGAAAAUGGACAUCAAACAGAAUGGAGCAAUGAUAUAGAAGAGCAUCUGGCAACUAAACAGGGCACAGAUUCAUCUGCCAAGGCAUUCAUAGAGCAACUGUGGCCAGAAAUGAAAGAGCUCGAAAUCAGAGAACCUGAGGAGGUCACUGCAGUGAACAAUGCUCAAGAAAAGAUGGAGGACAGGCCCAGUCAGUCACAUAACAAGAGUGAUAUGGAGGAAAAGUCCCUGCCUGAUACAACGGUAAAGCCAAAGUUUAAAGGACCUCAAAGAAUACACAGUCUUCCUGACCUCUUCUUAUCAAGUCCACCUCCAAUGAUUGAAAAUAGCACAGCACUGUGCCUGAAUGCCACAAAUCACAUAUAUUCCAGUGAAGCAAGUAGCACCAAGAUCUCUGAUCCUAGCCUGGCCCUGUCACAGCUGAAUCCAUCCACCAAACCCUUGAGUGAGUGCUCAAAGACAGAGCUUUCUAAACCAAUAACAGAUGCAAACAUUUUGAUGGCACCAAUCGAGAGCCUACCAAUGUGGUGCACAGGAGUUUCUACAGGUUCUUUCAUCUCAAAUUAUCCUGAAUCUAAUCUGGAUCAACUAACUAAUCCUAAUUCAGAUGAGAAGCAUCAAUGUCCAGCUGCUACUCUUGAAGUUAAGCCUUCGGAGCCUUGCAUUAAGGAUGGAACCUCUAACAAAUUUGAACCAAACUUAAAAGCAGAUGACAAUGUUUCAGGAACAUGCUCAGAAGAUGCCCUCUCCAUCCAAACAGAACAGACAGCAGUCAAUCUGUCCAACAACGAAUGUGAUCAAAAGGGGCAAUUUGCAGAUAUGCAGUCCAAUCAGAAAUCUGCAGCAGCACAGACUGAUGCCAGUGAGCUCCUCCUACUGGAAGAUUGCAUGGUGAAUGAGACUUUAAAACAGCCUGGCCCCCAUUCACCCGAAUCAGAUCAAUCUAUGAAAGAUGGGAAAGAAUGUUCAACAUUAAUGCCUCCAAAUGAAAUACCAGGUGAAAGGCAGGAGACGUUAUCACCUGAUGUUUGUACAGAUAUGAUAGCUUCUGAAGAUCUUUACAAUCAAUCAUCUCAAUCUGCGAAGAAAUAUAUUGAGUGGAACAGACAAAGCCCAGAGACCUCUUCACAAAUCUGCAACGGUGAGUCUUUAAAAAAUAGCUCUAAUCCAACCAAUUCUGUACAGUUCCCAAAUGGAGUGGAGGGAAUCUCUACAAGUGACCAGCAACAUGUUUCACUAACUGAAGACAAUACAUUAUCAUCAAAUGGAUCAGAGAGUUUAUGCAUUAUAAAUGCAGGGGCGACACCAUGUUUUCAGUCAUUAGAAUCUGAAUCCGGAAGGACAACAUCUGAUAGAAAUGACUGCUUGAAGUCUAAUGAUGAGGCCUCAUUACUUGUCUUAUACCCCAUGGUCAAUGACAAGCCUCCAAUAUCUGAUGAUUGUACUAUUCAGUCAAUCCCCGUCGGUGUCACUGCCAUUAGAAUGACUUAUAUGAUAAAGACAUGUCAAGUCAAAGCCAUUCCAGUCAUUCCACCAAAACUCCAGUUCACUCAGAUCCCACAACCUUUAGCAAAAAAGAAUCUCUCUCCUCCUGCACUUCCUUUGGAUAAAGUGUUAACAAUUUUGCAGCCCAUUACAGCAUGUGAACAGAGCAGUCCUGAGAGCAAAAGUAGAUUGGAUUCUUCUUUAAUAAAUUCUUCAGCAGCGGAAUAUAAAGAUGGGAAAGAAAAUGGCCUACCUGGGCAUGGAUCUUCUACAAUUUCACUGGAUACCUCACUUGUGCAAUCCAAAACCACCGAAACAACACCAAUUGUAAAAAGAACCUGCCAGUCAAAUGGAGAGGAUGUAUUUGAAAGUUCAACGCCUUCUAGAACGGAAAGAUCUCCAGUGCAACAAAAGCCUGGGUUUCUGCGGCAUGCACAGCACAGGUCAAAGACAGGUCGGCCUCAAAGUCUCAUCCUAUUCAGUCCACCCUGGCCUAACAUGGAACGUCCUUCUACCCUAGACACCAACAAGGUGCUUCUUAGUCCAGUGCAAUCCAGCCCUGAACCACUUUCACCAUUAGAAUUGGAUCACACAACCACUGACAGCUACAUGCAUGAACUUAAUGACAGUCAGAAGGGGCCAGAGGGUGUCACACUUCGAAGCCGAAUGAGCAUGCCAAAAAGUGGGCAGAGGUUGGAGACCUCAACAAGUUGUUUUUACCAGCCUCAAAGGAGGUCCAUGAUAUUUGAAAAUAGAGGGGGCAGGCAAAUUGAAUGACCACCUUUUGCUGAUUCUACAAUCUCCAGACUGGCAAAGAUUUACUAGUUAUGACACUUUUCAAUCACAAUCUAUAUGUAUUCUAAUACCUACUGCUCAAAUGUCUGUCAAAGAUUGAAAAUAUGCAUUAAAACAAGCACAAAAUGAAAGAUGUGAAGUAGCUGGAUUUGUACAAGGUGAGGGCUAUUGGCUAUUUGGAUUAGGUGGUUCAUAAACAGACCUAAGUCUAGCAUUGAUUACAAUACCACUUAACUAAGUGCAAGUUAAAAUGAAUCUAGAGUAAAUCCAAAAUAUGCAAAGUAAUGGCCAAACUGUUCUUUAAAAGUACAUUUCAUAUAGCUUCUCUAAACUAAAUCUGUGCAAUGAAUGUGAGGAAGAGUUAAUUACUGCCAAACUGUACAGUUCUCAUCUUGCUAACAGCUUAUUUCUCAUUUCAAUAGAAUGGGUGCCCUUGCCUGAUUUGCUACAGGAAAUGCAUUACUGUAAUAUUUAUUGGAAUUUGUAGUGAAUCUCAUUACAGGAUAUGUGGAGACAUAUUUUACCAUGAGUGUUAUAAGCAUGAAAUUGUGCAUCAUUGGUGGUUAAGAAACUUAAUUUUAUCAACAUACUGUUUUGUUUAUUGCUUACUUUACCUGUUGAUCUAUUAAACAUUGUAACACAGCAACCUCAGUCCAAAUUAUAGUAUUUUCCAAAUUUAUACAGAUCCAUUGUACCUCAUAGAAAAGAAAGCUAUGCAGAAUUGUGUCACUCAUUUUUUAGCUCAAGCGGAUAAUCUACAAAAGAUAUACUACUGUAUUAUUUAUCUAGAUACAGCCAUCUCAGAGGAUAGACAACACCAGUGUUUUUUUUCUGUAAAUGCUUCAACAUCUCAGUUUCAGUGUUUAUGUCUUUCUCAUGUACGGAAACUAUUUCUAUAUUGUCAAAUAUUAAAUGUAAGUAUG